AAUUUCUGUCCCGACCUCCCAGAUCCUCCACCUCGCGUGCAUCAUUUCUACACCUGAACACAGCAUUUAAAGUGCCCGAUCUUGACCUAGGCACUCAGGACUGCACCAUGGCCGAGGAGACCAGUCUUUUCAAGCCCCUGAGGCUGGGCCGUUCUGAUCUCUCCAACCGCAUCGCUCUGGCACCGUUGACCCGCUUUCGCGCGGACGAUGACAGCGUCCCCCUGCAGGAUCUCGUACCCGAGUACUAUGCCCAGCGCGCCUCCGUGCCUGGCACCCUGCUCAUCACAGAAGCCACCUUCAUCGCGCCGGAAGCAGCCGGGUACCCCAAAGCACCUGGCAUCUGGUCGCGGGCACAGAUCGAUGGCUGGAAAAAGGUCACCAGGGCUGUGCACGACAAGAAGAGCUUCAUCUACCUGCAGCUCUGGGCCCUGGGCCGGGCCUCGCACCUGGAAGGGCUGAGGCAGGUGGCCGGCCCCGAGGCUAAGCUCGUGUCUGCCUCGGACAUUCCUCUCGAGGGCGGCGAGAAACCAACACCACUGACCGAGGACGAGAUUCAGUGGUAUGUGAGGCAGUACGCACAGGCCGCCAAGAAUGCCGUCGAGGCGGGCUUCGACGGUGUUGAGAUCCACGGCGCAAACGGUUACCUUGUGGACCAGUUCAUACAGGACGUCUCCAACCAGCGCACCGACCAGUGGGGCGGCAGCAUCGAGAACAGGGCUCGUUUUGCACUCGAGAUAACAAAGGCCGUGACCGAGGCCGUGGGCUCAGACCGCACGGGAAUCAGGCUCAGCCCUUUCUCCGACUUCCAGAGCAUGAGGAUGGCCGAUCCGAAGCCACAAUUCUCGCACCUCGUCAGGGAGCUCAAGAAGUACAAGCUUGCUUACAUCCACUUGGUCGAGUCGCGCGUCUCGGGCAAUGCUGACGUCGAGGCCACCGACAAGAUCAACUUCUUGGUCGACAUCUGGGACAACCAGAGCCCUGUGCUGCUUGCAGGCGGCUUCAGACCGGCCUCGGCCAUCGCCACGGUGGAUGAGGAAUUCCCAGACAGGGACGUCGUCGUCGUCUUUGGUCGUUUCUUCAUCUCCAACCCGGACCUGGUGUUCAGGUUACAGAAGGGUAUCGAGCUCACCAGCUACGACAGAGGCACUUUCUACAAUCCCGGGAAAGCAGAUGGCUACACCUCGUAUCCAUUCAGCAAGGAGUUUGUUGAGGCAAGGGCAUAGGCAGACAGGCCAUUAGAACCAUUUGUACAAUGUAGACCAUCCGUUCUUAGAUAUAGGGGUGGCAUAGAGCCACACCAGUACAUCACAACUUUAAUAGAUGGACUCUCCCAUG
Diaporthe batatas is the source of this 1335-nucleotide messenger RNA. RefSeq lists its product as uncharacterized. Gene Ontology annotation, molecular function: NADPH dehydrogenase activity; FMN binding. The record is from RefSeq and is a predicted model, not a curated record. The transcript has a single exon. The coding region runs from base 108 to 1223 and encodes 371 amino acids. Lineage: Eukaryota; Fungi; Ascomycota; Sordariomycetes; Diaporthales; Diaporthaceae.